UAUUUUCUUCAAAAUAACCUAUGUUUUGUGUGUGUGUGUGUGUGCAGGGGCAGGUCUCAGCCAUGGAGGGCGACUGUCUCAGCUGUAUGAAGUACCUGAUGUUCAUCUUCAACUUCUUCAUCUUUCUGGGUGGCUUCCUCCUGCUUGGUGUCAGCAUGUGGGUGCUGGUUGACCCGCUGGGCUUUAGGGAGAUCAUGGCGGUGAACCCGCUGCUGUUCCCGGGCGUGUACGUCGUUCUGGCCAUGGGCAGCAUGCUGUUCCUGCUCGGCUUCCUGGGCUGCUGCGGCGCCAUCAGGGAGAACAAGUGUCUGCUGCUGUUUUUCUCCAUGCUCAUCCUCUUCAUCUUCCUGGCAGAGUUGGCAGCAGCCAUACUGGCCUUCCUCUUCAGGGAUCAUUUAAACAGAGACUAUUUCACCAGGGAGCUGAAACGUCACUAUCAAGGUCACAACAACUCGGACGUCUUCACAUCCAUGUGGAACGGCAUCAUGACCACGUUCCACUGCUGCGGCGUUAGCGGUCCUGAGGACUUCCAGGAGAGCCUCUUCAGGCUCCUCAGCCCCGGUCACAUGGUUCCCGAGGCCUGUUGCCAGAGGAACAGUUACCAUGGAGACGUCAGCGCGGAGCAGUGCAUGAGUGGAAGGGUGGCCUUCAGGCACAACAAGGGCUGUUACUCAGCAACCGUGAAUUAUUUUGAGAUGUACAUCUACUCAGCAGGAGCUCUGGCCAUCGCGGUGCUGACAAUUGAACUCUUUGCCAUGGUGUUUGCGAUGUGUCUAUUCAGAGGUAUCCAGUAACCACCGCGUGCACGUCCAUCGUCAGAGAGAAGGCACCGACAGGAGGGAAAAACACAGCUGUGAAAUGUGAAACGUGUUUGUACAGUGAUCGUUUGCGUGUGUCAUUGAUUUCGUGGAGUCGUUUUGUUCUUCACAACAGCAGCGAGGUGUUUGAGGUCCUGCUGCUUCAGGGCACAGUAGACAAACACACACACACACAGGAAGUAAUCCGUGACCUGCGACCUGCGGAUUACGUUUAAGUGCUGUCCACAGUGAGAGAUGGUCAAACACCAGCGAUUCAAGGUUUUCCAAUGCAGUAAAAUGGACCACAUCUGAUUUAUAUCUUUGAUUUGAUGAUUGGUCAUUCUUUAGGGUGUCUACUGUACCAUGAACAGAGAGUCACAGUUACACCGACACUGGCAUUGAUUUUUAACAUUUAACAUUUUGGACGCUUUAUUGGCAAAAAUUUUAAUAUAUACAAAUUUGUUUUUUUGUAGCUUUAGAAAAAAUCUCUCUAACUUAGCACCCGCUCUUUAUUGGUCAGUAUUGAAGUAUUUGUAAGUGGAGAAAUGGUUUAUGGAGUGGAGAAAAUAUUCUAAAUGAGCUAUUUGCAUUUUUAGUUCCUACCAAAGGAAGGCCAUGCAGAAAAAGUUUGGGAAUCAUUGUCUAAGUCAAUGUGAAUUAUAGCAUUUCACUUUACGUGGAUGAAUCCGCUCUGCUACAGCUUUUAAAAUAUUCUGGGGAACACUGGUUAUACCUCAUAUCAAGAAAACAUUUAUUCCCGUCUCUGAGGGGAGAACUGGUUUUUAAAGUCCUUAAAAAUGUACCUUUUCAUAGUGUUAUAAAAUGUUUUAACAAAAAGAUUCCAAAUGAAUUUGCGUGGUGAAUCAUGGAGACUGCAGCGACUAUUCCCAGGCUUCAUAUUUCAAAACCUACCUAUUCUUAUACACAAGAUGUUUUGAAGCUAACUAGUUCCUAUUAUUUUAGCAGUUGUAUGGGCAUUUGAAGCUAAUUGUAUCUCUGUGGGCACUAACACACUGGCAAAAUGACCAUGUCCACCUCUUCAUCGAUCUCUGUUAAGCAGGACCUCACUGAAAACCCUGCCCUUUUUUUUGUUUGCCAUUACCAUGUCAUCCCUACCUCAUCUAUUGCCUCCUCUGUACAUUUACAGGCAUACACUACCAUAUAAAACAUUUCUUACACUACCUCCAGGUCAACGAUUAUGUUCACAAACACAUCCCGCAUUUCAACUGCCUUCCUGCACGAAUAAAACUGUAUAUACUAUGAUUCAGGCCCCAGAGUCAAAAAAGAUUUGUACCACAGUUUGAUUGUCAUUUUUACAUCUUGUAAUCCAGUUUCAAUCCAACAUUUAAAGAAGGCCUGGGAAAAUGACACCUUGGAAACUUAUCUUAAAGUCAUUCACAACAGCUCCGUAAAACUCCAGGCAUCAGGUAUUUAUUUAAAAUAUUUAAAAUACAUACUUUAAAAUCUGCUCUAUUCUUGUAGCAAACAUAUAUAUUUUACUGCUAAAUUAUACAGGACCCUUACACUACAAGCUCUACCCAACUUACAGCAUGAGACAAUUCAGUAUAGAUGACUGGUACCAAUGAGGAUUCCUGCAUAGUGUUUUAGUGUCUUAGCUCUGCAGUUUCUGAUAAAAAGUGGCAUUUUUUAUUUUUUAAAGUGGCAUUGAAAAGAGAUGAAACUAUAAUAUUUAAUGUAUGUGAGCAUUAGGAGUAAAGACAGUGUGUUGUAUCUAUUGCAUAAAACAGCUUUGGUUAUGAUAUUAUAGUUAUAUUAUAGAUAUGUAGAUAUGUAAUCAGUUGCUGAUGCUGGUUCGUUUAUAUUCAUUUGUGACCAGAUUCUUUUUACCUUUUCACUUUUUGUGCAUUAUGUUUUAAUGCCCCUGCUCUUUUCCUUCAAUCCUGUAAGGCUUAUUAUUUAUUUUUUGCUGUUGUUGUUAUUAUACUGUUG
Molecule: messenger RNA, 2747 nt
Organism: Solea senegalensis (Senegalese sole)
Lineage: Eukaryota; Metazoa; Chordata; Actinopteri; Pleuronectiformes; Soleidae
Product: tetraspanin-18-like
Exons: 7
Coding region: 21-794 (257 amino acids)
Cellular component (GO): membrane
Source: RefSeq, a predicted model, not a curated record